UGGUUUGACGAAGAUAAAAUGUGUCUUUUCCUUCACAAAGAGCACAAAGUGAACUUAAAAAAAAAAAAAAUUAAAUACCAAAUAAUUUUUUUGGAUUUAAAAAGAGGAAAAAAAUGACACCAUUUUAGCAGCGUAACAGGAGGGGACAGAGUCUUCUUGCUUUGUGUCAUUUUUGAACGAAAGUACUGGAUCUGAACUGGUUUGUCCGCCUUGUGUAGCUUUUUUGUGGGUUCUUUUGCCCCCUCAAAGUGUCCUCUGGACCCGUGGUCCCGGCCAUGGUGGUCUGAAAAGAGGGAGGCAGCGUGCUUGUGUGAGUGUGUCUUCACUCAAAGGACCCCGGGAGCAGCAUUGAGAAGCAGUACCGUUUUUCCACGCUCCAUUGCGCCAUGACUGACAACAGGGAACUGGUUGUGUUCUACAUUAGCUAUAAACUCUCGCAGAGGAACUACCCGCUCAGCCACAUGGGACUCAUAGAGGUGUCCAACAGGACUGAUGGGGGGGAGGAAGGCUCGGGGGCCGGGGAGCCGCGGGUGCCGACGCACGCCAACAGGACUUUAAACGGGACCAGCCCGCCGCCGCCGCCGUCGCCGCUGCGUGAGGCGUCGAGCGCGACCGGCCUGGACGCGGUCAAGGAGGCCCUGCGGGACUCGGCCAACGAGUUUGAGCUGCGCUACGCCCACGCCUUCAGCGACCUGCACAACCAGCUGCACAUCACGCCGGCCACGGCCUACCAGAGCUUCGAGAACGUCAUGGACGAGGUGUUCCGGGACGACGUCAACUGGGGUCGCAUCGUGGGUCUAUUUGCGUUCGGCGGGGCGCUCUGCGUGGAGUGCAUGGAGAAGGAGAUGAGCCACCUGGUGGGCCGGAUCAUUGAGUGGAUGACCGUCUACCUGGACCUCCACAUUCAGCCCUGGAUAGAGAGCCAAGGAGGAUGGGAACGCUUUGCCGAGAUCUUCGGUCAGGACGCGGCCGCCGAGGUGCGCAAGUCCCAGGAGAGUUUCAAGAAGUGGCUUCUGGCCGGGAUGACGCUGGUGACCGGCGUGGUGGUCGGCUCGCUCCUCGUCCAGAAACGCCUGUGAUGACCCCCCCCCCCCCCCCCCAACGUCUGAAAACACACACAGACACACACGCACACACACACACACACACACACACACACACACACACACACACACACACACACUUACAUAGUUGUCCCUCCCACUAGUGGCCAUCAUACAUGUCCUUGUUUCUAGGCGUUAACCUUUGACCCACAUUCUCCUCGUCCUCCAAAUGUCGUUCGUCUUUUUGUUGCCUAACCAGCGAUAAUCAUGAGUAAAUCGUCGCUCGUAUGGAAAAUAGUCCGUCCCAGGGUCAAGCUGUCCCCAUGAGAGACUUGCAACAUUAAAGACGUGGGAUGAAUCUUUAACCUGCUCACAUUGUAGCGAGUUCUGUGGUUAUCAUCACCCUUUUCCUGCCACCCCCACGCAAAACGGCACAUGUGGUGUCAAAAGUAAUCCAUUACAAAUGUAAUCCUCUGGUAAAAGUACUGAGUAGUGUGACAGUGCAGGGCGUAUUCAUCUUAGAUAUAAACAAUAUGUCUUGAUGAUGUCAUGGUGACAGCAUAUUCAUCUUGGAUAUAAACAAUGUCUUGAUGAUGUCAUGGGGACAAUAUUCAUCUUAGAUAUAAACAAUAUGUCUUGAUGAUGUCAUGGUGACAACAUAUUCAUCUUAGAUAAACAAAAUGUCUUGAUGAUGUCAUGGUGACAACAUAUUCAUCUUGGAUAUAAACAAUAUGUCUUGAUGAUGUCACGGGGACAAUAUUCAUCUUAGAUAUAAACAAUAUGUCUUGAUGAUGUCAUGGGGACAAUAUUCAUAUUGGAUAUAAACAAUAUGUCUUGAUGAUGUCAUGGUGACUACAUUCAUCUUGGAUAUAAACAAUGUCUUGAUGAUGUCACGGGGACAAUAUUCAUCUUAGAUAUAAACAAUAUGUCUUGAUGAUGUCACGGGGACAAUAUUCAUCUUAGAUAUAAACAAUAUGUCUUGAUGAUGUCAUGGGGACAACAUUCAUCUU
This is a messenger RNA of Entelurus aequoreus (snake pipefish), 2053 nucleotides long. It is a transcript of the gene bcl2l1, whose product is annotated as BCL2 like 1. Gene Ontology annotation, cellular component: mitochondrial outer membrane. The record is from RefSeq and is a predicted model, not a curated record. Gene Ontology annotation, biological process: intrinsic apoptotic signaling pathway in response to DNA damage; extrinsic apoptotic signaling pathway in absence of ligand; negative regulation of intrinsic apoptotic signaling pathway. Gene Ontology annotation, molecular function: protein homodimerization activity; protein heterodimerization activity. Bases 387 to 1079 code for a protein of 230 amino acids. Lineage: Eukaryota; Metazoa; Chordata; Actinopteri; Syngnathiformes; Syngnathidae. The transcript is spliced from 3 exons.